Molecule: messenger RNA, 810 nt
Organism: Aspergillus fumigatus Af293
Lineage: Eukaryota; Fungi; Ascomycota; Eurotiomycetes; Eurotiales; Aspergillaceae
Exons: 3
Coding region: 1-810 (269 amino acids)
Source: RefSeq, a predicted model, not a curated record
AUGGAACACCACCACUGUGUCGGAGACAAGACUAGCGCCUUCACAGAUGAUAGAGACGUGCCAACAUCCAAGAUACUAUCUCUCAUCAAUCUCACAAUCCUCGAACGUUCACCACGCCCUCCACCCGUCUCUCGACUCUCCAAACCAAAGGUCCACCCCAUCAACACCACCGUCUUCGACUGGUGGCACUUUGACGCCGUCUCUGCCUCGAAUCCGAAUGCCUCCGGUGUGAUCACCCUCUUCACUAGCACACCUACCGCAUUCCCGUUCCUCCCAGGCAAGAGCAAGAGCAAGAGCAAUACCGACUCCGUCCUCGCUGGCCUCCCUCUGGAUCUCAUCUCCAAAUGGGACCGGGACCACCUGCGCACGCUAAGCAGAUACAUCCCUAGCGACAGCCGACGCAGCCCGCGGCGUUACCCGAGGGAUCUGGCACGGGAGCGGCGUUUCCUUUGCUGGAUCCGAGCGCGGGGAGUAUCUGUGUGGGGUGUGGAUGUGGAUGCGAGGGGGCUACAGCUCAUAUGUCCUCCAUAUGGGCUGGAGCAGAACUGGUCGGAUGGCCCGUUUGAGACGGCGGUGCGAACGUGGUAUUGGGGACGGGAGAGGGUUGGCCCCUUCUCUGUCGUCUGGUUUGAUAUGCUUCCUGCUGGGCACGGCACCGAGGUGGUCAGUGGGUAUGUGGCUGUUGGGAUGGAGGUGGUGGUGUCUGUCCGGCCAUGGAAGGACGGAUGGCAGCUCCUUAUCCGCCAGUGCGUGCGGAUGUGCCGGAUGGGGUUCAGGGUGUUUAUAGGAUUGGGAUGGAGGUGGAUGUGA